This is a messenger RNA of Melanotaenia boesemani (Boeseman's rainbowfish), 2883 nucleotides long. It is a transcript of the gene lims1, whose product is annotated as LIM and senescent cell antigen-like domains 1. The record is from RefSeq and is a predicted model, not a curated record. Lineage: Eukaryota; Metazoa; Chordata; Actinopteri; Atheriniformes; Melanotaeniidae. The coding region runs from base 157 to 1164 and encodes 335 amino acids. Gene Ontology annotation, biological process: positive regulation of integrin-mediated signaling pathway; cell-cell junction organization; positive regulation of substrate adhesion-dependent cell spreading. The transcript has 10 exons. Gene Ontology annotation, cellular component: cytoplasm; focal adhesion; cell-cell junction.
ACCACGGCCACGCCCACUGUGAGAGGACCCAGCCUUCUGCCAGCUCACGCUCGGUAUGGACCGAGUAAAAAGUCGGCAAACUUCGGGAAAUCAUUGAAAGGAGAGAAGUACUAUAAUUAUAUUUGGCGCGUCCUUCAGCUAUCUUGCUAGAAGGUGAUGCUGGGUGUGGCAGGAAUGACGGGCAGCAUUGCGAAUGCCCUGGCCAAUGCAGCCUGCGAGCGAUGUAAGAGUGGCUUUGCUCCAACUGAGAAGAUAGUCAAUAGUAAUGGAGAACUGUACCACGAGCAAUGCUUUGUGUGUGCCCAGUGUUUUCAGCAGUUUCCUGAAGGACUCUUCUAUGAGUUUGAAGGAAGAAAAUAUUGUGAACAUGACUUCCAGAUGCUUUUUGCUCCUUGCUGUCACCAGUGUGGGGAGUUUAUCAUCGGCCGUGUCAUCAAAGCCAUGAACAAUAGCUGGCAUCCAGACUGCUUCUGCUGUGACAUUUGUCAGGCUGUGCUUGCUGAUGUGGGAUUUGUCAAAAAUGCUGGCAGACACCUUUGUCGCCCGUGCCAUAACCGGGAGAAAGCUCGUGGCCUGGGGAAGUAUAUUUGCCAGAAGUGCCAUGCUAUCAUUGAGGAGCAGCCGUUGAUCUUCAAGAAUGACCCAUAUCACCCAGACCAUUUCAACUGCAACAACUGUGGGAAGGAGCUGACGGCUGAUGCUAGAGAACUGAAGGGGGAGCUCUUCUGUUUGCCUUGCCAUGAUAAGAUGGGUGUACCAAUCUGUGGUGCCUGCAGGAGACCUAUCGAAGGACGUGUAGUCAAUGCGAUGGGCAAGCAGUGGCACGUAGAGCAUUUUGUGUGUGCCAAGUGCGAGAAGCCUUUUCUUGGUCAUCGCCAUUACGAGAGAAAGGGUUUGGCGUACUGUGAGACUCAUUAUAACCAGCUCUUCGGUGACGUGUGCUAUCUCUGCAACCGUGUGAUUGAAGGCGAUGUUGUGUCUGCUCUCAACAAAGCCUGGUGUGUCAGUUGUUUCUCGUGCUCCACCUGCAACACUAAACUCACUCUCAAGAACAAGUUUGUAGAGUUUGACAUGAAGCCCGUUUGUAAAAAAUGUUACGAGAAGUUUCCACUUGAGCUCAAGAAAAGGCUCAAGAAGCUGGCGGAGUCUCUGGGACGCAAGUGAGCGGCCUCAGGAUAAAUGACCUGGAAGUGCUCCUGCUAUGUCCGACAUGGUAAAAACAUCCAGGGAAACUUCUGCGGCACGUCAUUAAAGCAGCAUGCAAAGGCAUAUUAAAGGAAAUUCUUAGAUCCUGAUCAACAUCAAAAGUUAUCAUUUCUAGACUGGGUCUCUGCCUCUGGGGGAUAAGAGAGGAGAAAGAGAGAGAGGAAAAAAGUGCAAACCCAAUCACUUAACUUUCUGAAUGUGUUAAUAAAACUGAUCUAAUAUCAGCCUCCUCAGUGCAGGUGAAAAAAGCAGUGCAUCAAUUAAAAAAUAUACAUCUGGGAUCCUUUUAAAGAUAUAAACGUAUACCACUGUGCGCUUUACAUGAAAUGCAAACAAUUUCUAUUCUUUUUUUUUUUUAAUGAAAUUGUGUUUAUUACAUUCCUGAGGUUUUAUGUUGUUGCUCUUGGAGAGACUAAAUAUUUCACUUCAUUUUUUCUCUGCCCUGAGUGUAAUUCUGUGUAAAACUUGAAUUUAGAAUAAUUUUUCAUUUUUGCCGUCGCUCUUAAUUACAUGCGUGCCUUGAUUGUGAGAACUAUUUAAAUGUCAGAAAUGGCUCAAAUCUAACGUGUACACAUUGAUUUACACCGUCGCUCAUUAAGUUGAAAUCAUUUGUCAGAAAAACUUGUCUUUUUAUUUUUCUACGCAUCAGUAAUUCCCUUUGACCUGGUGCAGUGAGGAGCAAUUAAGAUAUAAAUAUUAUCUAUUAGGAUAAAUUACAUUGUCACAGUCAAGAGAGGAGUGAAUAAAGUUUAUUCCAACCUCAUGGGCAACUGUGUAGUUAUGUAUUGGUAUUAGUAAAGAAUUAUCUACUAAAAGCAAAAUUAGGCUUGACUCUUUCUUUUUACCUCACCUUAAGUAAACACAACCACUUAUUUCUUUGGGAUAUUAUAAUAGUACCUCUUUUUGUAGUAAGAAAAUAAUGUCUCAAAAUCAGGUGUUAGUUUUCUUUCUUUUUACUUUGAACAAUUAUUUUCUUUGGCAUAUUUUGGGAUAUUGGUUUUCCUGGAUGUAAAGUAUGUAUAAAACUGAUAAAUCUAUGUUUGGUGAUCUUUAAUGUUUAACAUUAUGUUCAUAAUGCCUGAGCAAAGCAGGACAGAUUGUAUUUACAGGUAUUGUUUUGGUCUAAGAAUUAAUGUAUGGCUACAAGUGACCACCUGACUUGGGUGAAGAUAAGGUAGCGGUGCAACAGUGUUAAAAAGAUUACAUAACCCUUGUCAUGUUUUUAGACUAGCCUAUUACUGGAAAAACAAGUCUUUCCUGGGUGUAUGAUAAUGUGAUGUUAUUCUGCUUACUGUAAAUGCCUGGGGUUUGUUUGAUAUUUUUAGCUAAAUUAACAUUUGCAACAUUCGAAGUAAAAAUAAAAAAAAGUUCAAAGGAAUCCAUAUGAAAUGAAUUUCCAGCUAGUUAUUUAACACCAGAAUGCUUUGAUGUGAAAAUAUCACUAACGAGUCAGCACGUUGCUUAGGCUAUUUGCUACUUGGAAAUUUAGUAUGAAAUAAUGAGGAGUGCCAAAUACAAAAAAUGAGAUUUGCUUGGUUGAGCAUUUUUAUAAUGAAACACUGCAUUUUCAUUUAUUUGUCAGUUUGCAUUUUAUUGCAUGAAGUGGAGAAUUACAGUUUACUGCACCUCAUAUUUAGUACUAAGCUUCAUAAUGGGUGAUCAAUAAAGUAUUCCUGU